UAUAUGAUACGUUUACACCUUAGAGCCAAGCAACCGUAUCUUUGUGUCAGAUAAGAAAGAAGUCGGUGUAGCUAUUCCAUUACACCCAUAAACACAUUCGGAAUCAAUCCGAUAUCUGUGCAAUUACGAUCUACACAUAUCCAGGAUGUCACUGUCAUAGUAAAUUAGCACCUUUAUCGGCAUUUACACAUUUCACUGGCGGCAUAAUGCAAUCAUGUCGAUGUUUAUGUCACAGAGAGCGUGAGCAAGUCAUUCUUCCCUAUGCAGAACGUUCACUUCACAUGAGGGUGUGACACACGAUGGUCUUGGUCCGACUCUUAGCGGCGUUAGGGCUGUGGAACCUGAUUGGAAGAGGAUGUAGUCAAUGUAUCAACUUUAAGGCAAACCAGUACUGUGAUGCCGAAGCUGCUGUAGGUGAGUGUUGGCUCAGUGCACUUAUCAACUGUCAGUGCCAGAAGUCCUGCAACUCGAGGCCAGUGUGUCCAGGUGUAUCGAUGGAUCAAGACUGUGCUUGUCUGGCGUUUGCCGCAAGAUGUGACGACCCAUCCGUCAAUAUCAAGUGUUAUACCACUUGCCAACGCCGAGUCGGUGUGGUAUGUACCGCCCUGCCAAGCAUUAGUCACGCCUCGCCGUCCAAUCCCAGUCCUCUGUACGGAGACAAGGUGACGUUCUCUUGUAACGUCGGGUACACCCGGGAAGGGGGAGGUGAGGGACUUAGGAUCUGCAUUCUGGAUGGUAGCUGGGUCAUCAGUAAUAAGACGGGCACACCGCCUGUGUGCCAGGCGGUCAGCUGUGGUUCUGCCCCUGUAAUAAGGAAUUACGUUGCAUCAUCCGCUACGGGAGUCUAUGAAGAUACCAUCACGUACGACUGUGCCCUGACGUCUGUGAGGAUAGGAGGCGGCGGCGGCGGCGCGAGACAUGCGUGCACUGCUUCUGGCGUGUGGGUGGCGGACAGCAGGGACAUCUACCCCCUUUGUGUUGACGCUACCAACUACUAUCAUGACUCCAGUUCAGAGGUAGACACAGGUCUCACUCCAACACUGAGCGCGGUGUCUGCCCGGAGCGGCCUGGACUGUGCAAGGUUCUGCUCGAUUUCUCCGUUCUGUCAAGGAUACACAUACAACAAAACUAACACAGUCUGCAGUCUCAACGUGGGACCUUCCUUCCCCAUAGUCACAGAUAUGAAGAGAGUGUAUAUGCAGAAAUAAAAGACCAUAUAUAAUCUGGAAACAAUACGGAUUGUUUAAUAGUUUAAAGGGAAUUAAAGAUUGUAAAAUACGA
Messenger RNA from Haliotis rufescens (red abalone), 1281 nucleotides. RefSeq lists its product as uncharacterized. The coding region runs from base 300 to 1208 and encodes 302 amino acids. The record is from RefSeq and is a predicted model, not a curated record. The transcript is spliced from 6 exons. Lineage: Eukaryota; Metazoa; Mollusca; Gastropoda; Lepetellida; Haliotidae.